AUGACAUCAUCUCAUCGUUGUUCGUUCGACAGCGCGGAGAAACCAGACUCAGCGAAGUGGAUACAAGUGGGCGACAUCCCGAUGGCCUAUGCCCGCCCGAAUCGUAUAGGGUCAAUUGUCGCUGACAAUGACACGCUUCAACCCAGCAACCGACAGCUACAUGACGCCUUAACUCUGAGCAGAGAAUAUUGGUACCGCCUCUCAAGGAUUGCCUGUUACGUCCAUGGUAAUGGCGUCAACCCAGAACUUGCUCAUCCUCACCACAUGCUAUGCAAAGUUCCCAGUAUGCACGGAGGGCCGCACACGACCCAUGCGCUUCAUAUUGGUGCCUCUCCUUCCCGGACACUCUGUCUUCAGGCAUCCGUUAACUGGCAGCUGGAUGAAUCAACAGUCUGCGACCGUGCGAAAGAUAGAACAGAUACCGUUCUUCUAUAUAUUGGCACGAAAGCCGCAGUCCCUUAUACCCUAAUUGGCAAGGACUUCAGCUUUUGGAUUGGAUUGGAGAGUGAAGAAGUACCAGGUUCAAACUACCUGGCUGUGCUUACAUUAGGGUGGUGCUACGUCCUAUCUGCUCGCCUCCUUGAGAUUUAUGGAAGAAAUUCCGCGAUGAGAUAUACGGACUCUAAAGCGACAGCACAUUAUGAAGCUAUCCCGGAACCUACAAUGCAUACUGUCGAUAUUGGCGAGGUCAGUGACGAUACAGCUUCCUGGUGGCUAUCAAGUGAUGGCGGAGAGUUUCUUACGCCCUGGUCAGUAAUCCGUCCUUCGGCACAAUCACUCGCAAUCAAAUGGCGGAGUAAGGAUUCGACUAAAGCUCAAGCUCCUUCCCUAACACCCCUGUCGUCCAAGAAAACCUUUGAGGCUCUUUCCCAGUUUGCCAUACUACACGAUCUGGGGAGUCAUUUUUCCGUUGCUUUCACCAUGGCCCUUACAAUACCCACCCACAACUGUCACGGCUCAACCCUUCAGCUCCCUCAGCCAUCACUGGAUGGGGCCAAGUGCCCUGCUACUUCAAUCAACUGUGUGCCCCAAGAUUGGGCCGCUCUGUACGACAAUCUCUCCUACUACAUAACUUUGAGCUGCAAUCCAGAAACCAUCAUAUCUUCUCUUUGUGGGUCGUUCUGGGAGCCAGGCGUGCCAUGUAACCUCGUUAGUCCAUGGUUGCAUCCAAUUUUGAGUGAAGUACCGGAGGAAGAAAAGCUUGCUUCCUCACCAGGCCUCUACCUUGAACUACUUGCCAUAAUGAAUGAUAUCCGUCGGCCCACAAUAGCCGCACUUUGGCUGAGAGCUGCAGCUGGAGGAUUGACUCCAAUGAUCCUGCGCAGGACUAGACGAGGGAGACCGCCUCUGGACCCGGUCGCGUUUCCUUGGACUGGGUGUCCUCAAAGCUUCAUGGAUAUUGCUGGUACAGGGCCUUACCUUGACCAAAGCAAGGGGCAGAUCUGGAGGGCUGACGCCUGGCGGCUUCUCCACCUUCCAACUACCGAGGAAGACGACCUGUCCUACAAUUAUUUAACACGUACACCAUGGGAGCCUUGCGGAAAGAUGCAGACAACGGAAUGUGCGCUUCGAGUGGUUUCGCAUCUAAAUUGUCCACGCCAUCAGAUUCGGUACCACCAUUGGAACUGGGAGGUGGAGAACAGUGCUGCCAUCGAAGAUGAAGGUUUCUCUACAACAAGAGCUUACAUGCCAACUACUCGGUAUAGUGGUCAUUUUGUGCAAGAGCCUCAUGUCUUUCCUGAGAAGCCACUGGACCUAGAAGCAUCAGAGCAGGCAUCUAUAGAUAUUUUUCGUUGGUUUAUCUUCAAUCGGGAGGGCUUCCCCCGGGGAAGUUCUACAAAGAUGAGUGGCUAGCUUGUCUUGCGGACGACGAAGAUACAGAUGAAGAGAACGAUGAGGACGAUACGUAAAGACUCCAUUUGGUUCACUGAAGAAGCCAUCUUCGAGCUAUCCGAGAGAAACAUCAUUGUGGCGUGAUCAAGUCCGGACUUUGUAGGUCUCCACGCAGCGGCCCGGGGUUUGCUGCUAUGUUGUAACAUCGGUGGGCCAUCCCCGCAUGGGCUAUCUGAAAACCGAGCUUAUCC
Messenger RNA from Aspergillus piperis CBS 112811, 2084 nucleotides. RefSeq lists its product as uncharacterized. The record is from RefSeq and is a predicted model, not a curated record. The transcript has 3 exons. Lineage: Eukaryota; Fungi; Ascomycota; Eurotiomycetes; Eurotiales; Aspergillaceae. The coding region runs from base 1 to 1854 and encodes 617 amino acids.